CUGUUUCCCUGAUACAUCCUGCUAUACAGGACGUUUGACAAAAAAGGAGUGGCAGGCUUCUCAAUAAUUGCACAUGUUGAAACUGAAAUGAGUUUAGGCAUAUACUAUACUAUCUAUGAUUUAGGUUGCAAUGGACAAGUUGAAGAUAUGCCCCAACUGCCGCCAAGCAAUUCCCUCAGCAAACUUCGAUGUUCAUGAGAGCACCUGUAAGCAUCGCAUCACCUUCUGCCUUGAGUGUAGCACAGCAGUACGCAACAGUGAGCUGGCUAAGCACAGAGAGGAACUCCACCAGCCGAGACCCUGUCAGAGUGUUCCUACACAACUGACGGAUGAGCACAAGAAUAUUUGUGCUGAGGAAAUUAUGUUUUGCGAGUACUGUGGUCUGGAGAAGAGGAGGAGAGAGCUACAAGGUCAUAUGCAUUCUUGUGAUAGCAGAACCGAGGUCUGUCAGCUGUGCUUUAGUAAAGUGAGACUACGUGAUAUGGAGGAACAUCAAACCAUGAAUUGUGAACGUAUACGCACUGAACGUCAAUGCACUCCGGAAAAUUCCCCAUCCUUCUACGCUUUGACUAGCCAAAUUACUCAAACUGGGAAUGAGAGACAGCAGCUUACAGGGAGUGAAUGGGUAGACUCGCUACUUCCUCAGAAUAUGUCCUAUAUACAAACCAGUGCAGGAGCUGCAUUUUGCACAUAUGAGGAUGACAUUGAACUGGCUCGCAGACUACAAGAGCAAGAAAACAGUAGGGGCAAAACUUUUAAUUUGGACUACACUCUGGCGAAACAACUUCAGCAGGGAGAGACCCCGCAUGCACACACUGCCUACAACGAAAGUGAACUUUUGCAGACGCUUCGGGCUGAAGAAAAAAAGCACAGAAUUUGUGACUCUGAUUUACAGCUAGCUCGCAAACUACAAGAAGAAGAAAAUCUCAGAAACAAGAUAAGUGAACCACGUCCAAGUACUGAUGGUGACAUAGCAAUGGCUCUGAAACUACAGGAGGAAGAGGACAAAAUAUCUAAACAGGAAGAUGGCUCAUCCUCAAAGCCACGUCCAACCAUUGAUAGUUACGUGCACCAAGUGGAACUGGCAACAUCUGUAUCAGUCCCUAAUACUAGUAAUGAUAUGGGAGACAGAUAUUUGGCAGAACAGCUCCAACUUCAACAGGCACAGCAACUAACUACUGACAAUCAAACGAAUACAAAAGUGGAUGAUCCCAUACAAAAACCUCCUGAUUGGCAAAAGCAAAGCGACUCACGUACAACAGAAGUGUUUUCUGUAGCCCAAGGAAGUACUGAAUGGACAAGAGUGGAGCAGAAGUUUAAAGCCACUUUAGCAUAUCAGAUUGUGUCAAUCUCUAGGAUUCAGAAUACAUGGCUGUGGGAAAACUACUGCUUUCAUCGAAAAAAGCUUCACCAGAAAAAUAAUGGGACUGUGAAUGAAAUAGAAUUAUUUCAUGGUACUCGUCUUAAUGAUCCUAAAUUGAUCUACGAAGGAGAGCACGGUUUCGAUAUGCGUUACAGCAAUACAGGAAUGUGGGGAAUGGCCAACUACUUUGCUGUCAAUGCUAGCUAUUCGAAUCGAUAUGCCUUUCGCACUCCGGAUAACUGUAAAGAAAUCUUUCUGGUCAAAGUGCUCACUGGGGAGAGCUACAGAUGUGCUCCUAAUAAAAGCCUUCGUAAGCCACCCGAGAAACCAUUGGUGACUGGAUCUGCUGGAGGGAAUGUGCUUUUCCCGAAGAUGGAUUAUGAUACUGUGACUGGUGACACGAAUGGAUCUCAAGUGUUCAUGACUUAUGACACUUACAAAGCUUAUCCUGCUUAUUUAAUCAAGUACCGGUAAAAAUAACAAACACAAGUCACAAACUAUUAUGUGGCUACACUAAUUGACUUUACCGUGGAAUUUCACCAUAAAAAUAUUUUCUUUAUUUAUAAGCUUUCAUUACUGUAACCAUAUAGCGCGAAAUUUUCAAAGGGGCUUGUUUUUGUGGGUUAGCAAUCCUACACGAAAAUAAUUACUCUAACGUGCAAAGAUUUAAGGCGUGGCUUCCGGUAAGCAGUCAAUCCACAAACAUUAUGCAACGAACGAAAUGCUUUUAGAGGCCAUUCCACGAAAUAUAAGUGCCUCGAAAAUGUUGCGCUAUACGGUAGUUGAUGCAUGUAAUUACAGCACCAACUCAGGUGAAACGCAGGUCUUAAAAAGCGGCAUUGCUUCUUUUGCUGCUUAUAGAAAGGCAUGUUUGUGAUGCCAAAGCAGUCAGCUUAAUUUCCCAUUAUGCAUGCGCAUGUGUUUGAUGCAGAGCUGUAUACUGUUAACUGUAUAGAAGCAGCUGUAAAUACAAUUUAACCGUAGAUCCACCUUCGUACUAAGAGAUUGCACUCGACACUAGACUAUAGCUGUAGCGCAUAAUUGUAUUAAAGCGCCAGCUCAUGCAGAUUGAAUGCAAUUUUCAGGGUUCUGAAAAUGUGCCACUCAGAAGUUUUUUCUUCUUUUGGUGUUGUAAUUACAUAUGAUAUGAAUUUCGAAAGCACGGCUGAACUCCACAUUAUUCAAGCUCAAUUAAGCUAUAUAAUUAAUAGGUCAGCUAGAUUUAUUCUUGGUCUCCCCAUGCAUCUAAGCUGUGAACAGUAUUACAGUCGUACUAUCCACAUGCAGGGAAAGUUAAGGUGCUCAGAUAUAUUAAUUGCAAAUGUUGUGGUAACAGUAUGUAACUUGAACACCCAAGGGAAAAGGCUACAUUGAAACAGCUCUAAAGCCCGGCCUGCAGUUAAAUAAGGAGUGGUAUAUAAUAUACUGUACAAUAAAGGAGACAGUAUUAAAGAAGUGCUGCCUCAUUUAAGGUUGAUUACACUAGAAAAGUCCAGGUGAGUGGUGGCCAAAAGCAAGAGCUACUACUGUUGCCCUCGGAAACCUCUGCAUUACAAACUCACAGAAGAACUAACUCAACAAACAUUUUUGGAACGUCACAAAGAUAUAGCUAGUAGCCUCAGUUCUAAAAUCUGCCUGGAUUUGGGGCUACAAAGAGUGAAAAAGGCUCCUGGCUGACACAUGUAUCUAAGGUGAUGCGACCAAACCCACUUCCUGGGUCUACAUGUCAUUCCACGCUCGAUAGUAAUACCCACCCACCUUGGUUACAUCACCAUGGUGACGAGCCUCAGGUAGAGCUAUAAAUAUGUCUUCUAGUGUGCAUACAAUUACUGUACAGAUAUCUUUUUGUUACUUUUUGCCCCAGGCUACUGGUCACACUUUGAACGAGUUGCUGUCUCUGUGUAGAAGUAGAGUGCUACAACAGUGAACCGUUAGUCUACAGCUGCUAGCAAAGAUCCCAUGCACUGUCCCAUGCUUGCAACUGAUGUCCCGCUGUUGCUAAAAUACGCUUUGGACGACAAUGUAUAUAUAGUUGGAGGAAUACAUGCUCUGUUACUCUGGAUGUUUUUUGCCGGAUUUGAGAUCACAUGGCAGAUCACAUGACAAACAAACUGAGAAGGAGGAUGGAAACGAAACUGAAAUAUUACAUCGUGACAUUUACAUUGG
Molecule: messenger RNA, 3529 nt
Organism: Halichondria panicea
Lineage: Eukaryota; Metazoa; Porifera; Demospongiae; Suberitida; Halichondriidae
Exons: 7
Coding region: 131-1837 (568 amino acids)
Cellular component (GO): nucleus
Molecular function (GO): NAD+ poly-ADP-ribosyltransferase activity; NAD+-protein mono-ADP-ribosyltransferase activity; zinc ion binding
Source: RefSeq, a predicted model, not a curated record